UUAAAAUCUUAGUUUUUCCGAAAGAGGAAAUCUACAACAGAUCGAAAAAUAAAACCCUAACUCGAAACCCUAGAUUUUUAAUCGAGAGAGGGAGAGAUUUUUAAUAUCUCUCCUGAAUUAUUUUCAUAGGAAAGAUUCAAUACAAUGGCGAAUCAAAGUUGGAAAUUUUUGUUACUGGUUUGUGUUUUAUCAUCAUUAACUCUCUCUGUUCUUGCUGGGAAAAGUUAUUACGACAUACUACAAAUUGCAAAAGGUUCAACAGAAGAUCAAAUUAAAAGAGCGUAUAGGAAAUUAGCUUUGAAAUAUCAUCCUGAUAAAAAUCAAGGAAAUGAAGAAGCUAAUAAGAAAUUUGCUGAGAUUAAUAAUGCAUAUGAAGUAUUGAGUGAUCGUGAUAAGAGGAAUAUUUAUGAUAGAUAUGGUGAAGAGGGAUUAAAGCAACAUGCAGCUCAAGGUGGUGGUGGAAGAGGUGGAGGAAUGAAUAUGCAAGACAUUUUUAGCUCUUUCUUUGGUGGAGGUGAACCAGAAGAGGAGGACAAGGUUGUAAAAGGCGAUGAUGUGAUUGUUGAUUUGGAUGCUUCACUGGAAGACUUGUACAUGGGAGGCACUUUGAAGGUUUGGAGGGAGAAAAACGUCUUAAAGCCGGCACCUGGUAAGAGGCGCUGUAACUGUAGAAAUGAGGUCUAUCACAGGCAAAUAGGUCCUGGAAUGUUCCAACAGAUGACAGAGCAGGUUUGUGAGCAAUGUCCAAAUGUCAAAUAUGAAAGAGAGGGGUACUUCAUCACUGUUGAUAUCGAGAAAGGGAUGCAAGAUGGACAAGAGGUGUCAUUCUACGAGGACGGUGAGCCUAUCAUAGAUGGAGAAGCUGGAGAUUUGAAGUUUAAGAUCCGUACUGCUCCCCAUGACAUUUUUAAAAGGGAAGGAAAUGACCUCCAUACAACUGUUUCAAUAUCAUUGGUUCAAGCUCUUGUUGGUUUUGAAAAGAACAUCAAACAUCUUGAUGAGCAUUUAGUGAAAAUCGGCUCGAAGAAAAUUACUAAACCCAAGGAAGUGAGGAAGUUCAAAGGGGAAGGGAUGCCAUUGCAUAUCAGCUCAAAGAAGGGAGACUUAUACGUCACUUUUGAGGUUCUUUUCCCUUCAUCACUGACAGAAGAUCAGAAGACAAAGAUCAAAGAGGUGUUUGCAUAGAACUAAGAAUUAAUAUUAGUAGUUAUCUUAUUAGGAAGUUAAAAAAAAAACAGAGAGCUCUGAUUUUUGCUGAAUUUUUGGGGGCUAUAUUUAUAAGAAAAUGUUAUGAUGUAUUGUCACAAAUGCUUCAUCAAGUUUUAGAAUUUUUUCUGUUUGAAUUAAAAAAAAAAGUAUUUUAUAUCAAAAA
Papaver somniferum (opium poppy) is the source of this 1372-nucleotide messenger RNA. RefSeq names its product dnaJ protein ERDJ3B-like. NCBI's taxonomy places the organism in Eukaryota, Viridiplantae, Streptophyta, Magnoliopsida, Ranunculales, Papaveraceae. The record is from RefSeq and is a predicted model, not a curated record. Bases 145 to 1185 code for a protein of 346 amino acids. The transcript is spliced from 9 exons. Gene Ontology annotation, biological process: protein folding.